AUGGUGCAAAAUCAGUCAAAGGGCAUGCAAAAGAAGGCGGUAUCUCGCAAACCAGACGCAUCCCAUACAAAGAAAGGAAAGCGAGUGAUUGCACCCAAGAAGAAAGAUGCAGUCAAACACGACCAGCUCAAAAAGUCUCUUUCCUCCAAAAUCAACCGCUCAAUAGAGAAACAGAUUGUCGGUGCAGCUGGGAACUCGAAGCUUACGAUCGUGAGGAAUGAGGUUUCGUAA
Dacryopinax primogenitus is the source of this 231-nucleotide messenger RNA. RefSeq lists its product as uncharacterized. NCBI's taxonomy places the organism in Eukaryota, Fungi, Basidiomycota, Dacrymycetes, Dacrymycetales, Dacrymycetaceae. Bases 1 to 231 code for a protein of 76 amino acids. The record is from RefSeq and is a predicted model, not a curated record. The transcript has 2 exons.